Tetrahymena thermophila SB210 is the source of this 1305-nucleotide messenger RNA. RefSeq names its product Serine/Threonine kinase domain protein. Gene Ontology annotation, biological process: protein phosphorylation. The transcript is spliced from 8 exons. The record is from RefSeq and is a predicted model, not a curated record. NCBI's taxonomy places the organism in Eukaryota, Ciliophora, Oligohymenophorea, Hymenostomatida, Tetrahymenidae. Gene Ontology annotation, molecular function: ATP binding; protein serine/threonine kinase activity.
AUGGGAUAGUGUCACUGCAGCGAAGCUAACUUUGAAAAUAAAAAUCGUAACACUGGUGAUGGAAAUAACAAUAAAAAAUUGAAUAACUACACAAGUGACGUAGAAGAUUUCUUGGGAAAUGAAAGAACAUUUUAUUCCUUUGAUAAGUCAAAGAAGAGUGCCUGUGACUUUAAGAUUGUAAAGAAAAUUGGAUAGGGCAACUUCGGUACUGUUUACCAUGUUUACUGCGAAGCUGACAAAAAAGAUUAUGCAAUGAAAAUAAUCCAUAAAAACAGGAUUAGAGAUGAAAAGCAAAAGCAACAUGCUCUCAACGAAAAGAAUAUUCUUGCAUCUAAUAAUCAUCCUUUCUUGCUGAAGCUCUACUACUCAUUCUAGGAUGAUUAAAAGCUCUAUUUAAUCACUGAAUACGUACAAGGGGGUGAUUUAUACAUGAACAUGAAAUAUAAAUAGAAAUUCACUGAUAGAGAAGUUCUAUUUUACUGCUCAGAAAUCAUCGUAGCCUUGGAAUAUUUACAUUCGAAAGGAAUUAUUUAUAGAGAUUUAAAGCCUGAAAAUGUCCUCUUAACAAAGCAAGGACACAUUAAGCUUGCUGAUUUCGGACUUUCCAAAAUUAAAAAUUACAAAGAUGAAAGAUCACAAAGUAAAUGCGGAACUCCUGACUAUAUCGCUCCUGAAAUAGUGCUUGGAUAAAAUGGACAUGACGAAAGCUGUGAUUUUUGGAGUUUAGGUUCAGUUAUUUAUGAAUUAUACCAUGGAUACCCACCAUUCUUUUGCAAGGACAAGCAAAAACAAAUUAUUGAUAGCAUGAAUAAAGAAGUUUUAAUUAGCAAAAAAUUGAGUGAAGAAGCUCAAGAUUUGAUUCGCAAAUUCUUACAACCUAAUCCUGAGAACAGAAUAGGAAGUUAGGGAGGUUUCUAAGAAAUUAAGUCUCACCCAUUCUUUAAAAACAUCGAUUGGGUUAAGGUGAAUAACCUCGAAAUUGAUCCUAUUAAGCCAAUAAGACCUGAAACAAUUAAUAAGGAAAUAGACUCCUUGAAUGGAAAAAAGAACUACCCUUCUUGCGAAAUUGAUAUCAAUUAAAACCACGAGUAAUAGUAAUAAUACGCUGUUGGUAGUGUUUUAGACUACACCUUUAACUACAACUAAAAUUUCGUCUAAUUACCUGAUCAGGCAGCUAGAUCCUAAUUUUCAUCUAAAACCACAAAUGAUAAUGUUGAAAAUGUUUAUAUUUUAGAUGGUCAUUUAGAUGGUCAUUAGAAUAGUGUCUAAUAAUAAGAUCCUUAAGUUUACGCCAAGGGUGUGUGA